CAGCAGCAUGGCGGGCUCCGAGUUGCGGGCGGAGCUGGAGCAGCGGCUGGCCGCCUUGGCCAUCCGCACAGAAGUCGUGGAGCACCCCGAGGUGUUUACAGUUGAAGAAAUGAUGCCUCAUGUCCAGCAUUUGAAAGGAGCACAUAGUAAGAACUUAUUUCUUAAAGACAAAAAGAAAAAAGGCUAUUGGCUGGUGACGGUUCUUCAUGACAGACAAAUCAAUUUAAACAACCUUGCCACACAGCUGGGUGUUGGGCGUGGGAAUCUGAGGUUUGCUGAUGAAGCAGCCAUGAGAGAAACACUGAAGGUUGGCCCAGGCUGUGCCACCCCCCUGGCGCUCUUCUGUGACACUGGAGAUGUGACGUUUGUUCUGGAUUCUAUGUUUCUGGAAGGUGGACACGAAAAGGUGUACUUUCAUCCCCUGACCAAUGCUGCCACCAUGGGCUUGAGCCCUGAAGACUUUCUCACGUUUGUGAAGACGACAGGACAUGAUCCCAUAAUACUGAAUUUUGACAAAAACUAGCUGAGCUAAUGUUUAAAAUAGAUUUCUGAAAGCUGUUUUCCCUAUUUGUAAUUUACAUAAAGCAUUAAAAGUGCUGAGAGUAUUUUGUACCCUUGGUCUGGUGACUACCUCAACCUUUUUAGGAGGAAUAUUUCAUCUUUAAGGAGCUGUCUUGUCAGUUCAGAGGCCCCUUCCCCUUUCCCCCUCCCUCUUCGUCCUACAACAUCAUCUCCAGAGGAAUUCCUUCAGCAAUUAAGGCUACUUCUCAGAUUAACCCUCCUGCAUCUCUUUUAGGAUAUUUUCUGUACUUGAAAAAAGUUGCAAAACUAUAUGCAUAAAACUGAUACACAUGGUAGCGUACCUACAGAGGAAAAGCCAAAAUGAACAUAAGAAUAUAUUGUUAAUAGUGGUUAUGGAGCUUAUGGA
Messenger RNA from Trichechus manatus latirostris (Florida manatee), 928 nucleotides. Its product is annotated as prolyl-tRNA synthetase associated domain-containing protein 1. The record is from RefSeq and is a predicted model, not a curated record. The coding region runs from base 8 to 523 and encodes 171 amino acids. Gene Ontology annotation, molecular function: aminoacyl-tRNA deacylase activity. Lineage: Eukaryota; Metazoa; Chordata; Mammalia; Sirenia; Trichechidae. The transcript has 2 exons.